AUGAACACCGCAAGCAAAAGAUUCAGCAAAUUAUUGUCUCUGAUUGCAUCGUACACGAGCGUGCUGGUUUUCAUAAUAUUUGCGAGCACUGUGCUGCUGAACAGAGACACGCCCCAGUGCACGCCCACCAUACACUCAAACAGCAAAACGUGCAUGGUAUUUACGCCAAACAUAGACAUAAGCAAAACCAUAAACUACAAUGUGAAAGAGGCAUACAUAUAUUUAGUGCACAAAACCCAGGAAAACGGCGUGGUUGUGGAGCAGACUGUGUGGAGCACUCUGGCCAAGAAGGAAAAGACUGCCUCUCUCUUUGAGAAAGCAGUUGCAUACACAAAAAACAGCAAAAUGCCUCUUACUGCAGGAACGUAUGUCUUAAAAGGGUCGUAUUUUCCAUACAUUGGCAUUAUAAAAAGUAAAACAUUUGCGGAGUUUUCUUCGACGCCUUCAAAGUAA
Messenger RNA from Nematocida major, 453 nucleotides. RefSeq names its product signal peptidase complex subunit 3. The coding region runs from base 1 to 453 and encodes 150 amino acids. The record is from RefSeq and is a predicted model, not a curated record. Lineage: Eukaryota; Fungi; Microsporidia. The transcript has a single exon.